AUGGGUCAGCAAUUGCGUCGAGCCGUUGGGAGAAUCAGAGAAGUUGAGAGAUCACCAUCUUCUACAUCAAGGGUCGCCGUCGAUCGGAGAUCGAUUCCAACGGAAGAGCUCAGCGCCGGAAAAUCUCCGUCUACUGCCGCCGUGAAUGGUGUUUCUGGUAACCAAAAUCUUGUUCUUCACUAUUUUCUAAUUAUUUGGGUAUAUCUGAUAGAUGAAGCUGGAAGAAGCAGUGAUGAUAACGAAUUAGAAGAACGAGACCCUAAAUACGAUACAAUGUUGAACCAAAUGGUGGGGAGAAUAAGGGCUAAACCUGGAGGCAAAGCUGAGAUGGGAGAGGCGUCGUUAGUGGAAACAUCGAAAAGGCCACUCCCAAAGCUCAGGAACACAACUCCUGAAUCAACAAGGUAUGAGGAAAAACCAGUGCCUCAAGGAACGUUGAACGUAGCACAAGUGAGACACAUCAUGCUUCUCUAUCAAGGCAAGGCUCAGGAUCACAACGGUCCAAUGAGUGUGGACGAGAUAGCCAAAAAUUACAGGAUCGACGUCUCCCAGGUCCAGAAAAUCACACAGUUCCUUUCUUUGCCUCCAGAGGUUACUGAUAAGCAGAAGAAACGAUAUGAAUAA
Thlaspi arvense is the source of this 624-nucleotide messenger RNA. Lineage: Eukaryota; Viridiplantae; Streptophyta; Magnoliopsida; Brassicales; Brassicaceae. The record is from the annotation of a GenBank genome assembly.